Messenger RNA from Camellia sinensis, 648 nucleotides. RefSeq names its product Tetratricopeptide repeat (TPR)-like superfamily protein. Gene Ontology annotation, molecular function: protein binding. Lineage: Eukaryota; Viridiplantae; Streptophyta; Magnoliopsida; Ericales; Theaceae. The record is from RefSeq and is a predicted model, not a curated record.
AUGGGGACAGAUGCGAUGCUACAAUUGACCAUGUUAUUGCUAACCCUAGCCUUGUUCUUCGGCAUGCUCAAUUUCCCUAAAAAAGCCCUCACCAAACUCCGAUCCAGGGGCCGAACCACCGCCCUCUCUAACCGCCACUUCGUCCAGGGCGCCCAGCUCUUAGCCCGAGCCCGAUCCGCCCGCAACCGCACCACCUCCAUCAACCUCGCCAAGGACGCGGUCUUCGAAGCCGACAAAGCCCUUUCUCUCGAUCCCAAGGACGCCGCCUCUCUCAUCCUCAAGGCCCUGGCCCUCGAUCUGAUGGGCCACAAGUCCUCCGCCCUCAGAUCUCUCGACGCCGCCCUCUCUCCGCCGGCCGUCAAGUCUCUGUCGGAGAGGGAGAAAGGAGACGCGCUCUUCAAGAGGGCGGAGCUGCACGUGGCGGUGAACAAGCGGAGGAGACUUGACUCGGCCGUGGAGGAUUUGGUGGCGGCGGUCAGGCUCAGCUCCGAUAACGCCAAGGCGUACUGUUUGUUGGGACAGUGUUAUGAGAUGAAGGGUAUGAGUGAUGAGGCCAGGAAGGCCUUCGAUCAGGCCCUCAGGGUCGACCCUGGCUCGCCCGCGGCUCGUCAAGGUUUGGACCGUUUGGCACAUCCGCCAAGUGGUUGA